GUGGAGGAGGAGGAAGCAGAAAGAAAUUUGGCUUUAGAUGGACCUUGAAUCAGAUGAACCCACGCGCGAUCUUCCAACUCUGAUCGCCGUCCGUAUGCCUGAACCAUUGUCACCGUCGCAUCGUCGUUUCAUCUGUUCCAACUGCUCGCGCCCUGGUCCGGUGUGCCUCUGCCACGUCCUUCCAUCGCACCCUAUCCAAACCGCGACCCGAGUAGUGAUCCUUCACCACCCCCACGAGGCACAGCACAAGCUCUCCACCACUCCAAUUCUCACCAAGGCACUACUCAACGCCACUGCCAUUGUCGGCCGACGUCUCCAUCCUGGCCUCUCCGCACAACUCGACCAAUCUCCCAAGGCCAUAUAUCUCUUUCCGCCAACUCACUCUUCGCCGGCCGUCAAUAUCGAUCACCUCAAUGCAUCGGACUGGCUCCGAAACAAUGGAGAAGAUGUGGUUUAUGUUUUUGAUGGAACGUGGAAGCACGCGAGGGAAAUGGUGAAGGCCAGCGAGGAGUUUCUUUCGAAGUUUGCGACUAGGGUUUGUUUGGAGAUCGAUGAAAAAGUGAGCGGUGGAAGUAUACAUGACUCCGAAUUGAUCUUGAGGAAGGAGCCUUUUUCCGGGUGCGUGAGCACCAUGGAGGCUGUGGCAAGAGCUUUGAGAGUGAUUGAGCCAAAUGGGUUAGAGAUUGAGAGCAAAUUAAUUGAGAUUUUGAGGGAAAUGGUGAGGCUACAGGCUGGUUAUUUGAAGCCAAUGAAGCCACGGCCUAAACUGAUGAAUAAGGUUAAGGAAAAGGAGAAGCAAAUGGAAAAGAAUGAGAGUUAUUUGUUAUCGAAUACUUGAAGAGGAUUGUGACAUUCUGACUUCAACAAAUGAUGCGUACGGGGUAUGAAUGUGCACAGUUUUGAAAAUCUGUGCGGAGGACCUGUCUGGUGAAUAUAUGGCACGAUGUAUGCUGCUUUAGAAAUGUGGGAGAUAGAUUGAAUAUGAUGCACCCGUGUUAUGCCUCAGUAGAACUAGUUCUUGCUAGAUAUAGAUUAAUGCUGAAUUGCUGAGUACCGUACCUCGGUUUGUUUGGUAAAAUUGGACUCCCUGCAGCAUAUUCCUAUUUAUGACUUUAUGUAUUCUCUGUGAUUGUAGCACUGUAGUACCUGUCUACCUGACUUCCUAGACAAGCAUAUGAUUAAAAAGUUGCGGAGCAGCAAUUGGAAUCAAAUUCAUUAGUAUCAUGAUAUGUGACAUUUAUAAAUGGCAUCUCUUGGGUAGGGUGGUUGGUCUAGCAAGCAUGGCUCCAAAUCUAAUCUUCCAACGAAAUUGAUAA
This is a messenger RNA of Prosopis cineraria, 1316 nucleotides long. Its product is annotated as tRNA-uridine aminocarboxypropyltransferase A. The record is from RefSeq and is a predicted model, not a curated record. NCBI's taxonomy places the organism in Eukaryota, Viridiplantae, Streptophyta, Magnoliopsida, Fabales, Fabaceae.